This is a messenger RNA of Trichosurus vulpecula (common brushtail), 1304 nucleotides long. RefSeq names its product cerebral dopamine neurotrophic factor (gene CDNF). Lineage: Eukaryota; Metazoa; Chordata; Mammalia; Diprotodontia; Phalangeridae. The transcript is spliced from 4 exons. The record is from RefSeq and is a predicted model, not a curated record. Bases 16 to 585 code for a protein of 189 amino acids. Gene Ontology annotation, biological process: neuron projection development; dopaminergic neuron differentiation. Gene Ontology annotation, cellular component: endoplasmic reticulum.
GAACUUUUUUUCAACAUGCAGCAGGCGACCCCAGCUGCAUUCACAACCCUUACCCUGUCUGUCUGCCUUUUUGUUGCCGGCCCCAUAGCUGUUCGGGGGCAAGGUUCCCCGGUGCGCGCGGGGGCCGACUGUGAAGUAUGUAAAGAAUUUCUGGAAAGAUUCUACAGCUCCUUAAUAGCCAAAGGUGUUGACUUUUCCCAGGAAACGAUAGAAAAUGAAUUAAUCAGCAUUUGUUUAGAUUCCAAAGGAAAAGAAAAUCGUCUGUGCUAUUAUCUUGGAGCAACAAAUGAUGCAGCCACAAAGAUCCUAAGUGAAGUCACUCGCCCCAUGAGUGCCCAUGUACCAGCAAUAAAGAUUUGUGAGAAGCUGAAGAGGAUAGACAGUCAGAUCUGCGAGCUUAAAUAUGAGAAGAAGUUGGAUUUAGAAUCAGUGGAUCUAUCGAAGAUGAAAGUAGCUGAACUGAAAAAGAUUCUCAACAUUUGGGGAGAAGAGUGCAAGGCAUGCAUCGAAAAAGCAGACUUAGUGGAUCUUAUUAAAAAGUUGGCACCCAAGUACACAUCCUCAAGUCCAAGAUCAGACCUUUGAUUGAAGUUUGAACCAAGUGGCUACAUUAGCAUAUCAUCAAGAUGAUGACCAUUCUGGCCUUAAACAAUGUGAAUUACGAGCUACCGAUGUAACCAGACAGCUUGUGGCACAGGUAUCAUACUUGUUUGCCCUGGUCUCAGAAUACAUUAUUUGUCUUUAUGAAUAACGCCAUCAAUGUUAGAUGCCUUAUAUUUACUGUGUAUGCAAAUGUCAUGUUCCUUCCAGAAGAUAUCAAAGUGUUUUGGCUUACUUUCCCCUCUCACAACUUAUUCCUAAGGUAUGUGGAAAGCAUCACCUUUUUCCUCUCUUAGAGAGGGGAAAAUUGAGGUAUUCGAAAGUCAUUAUAGGGUUUAUGAGUACUCACCAAAGAGGCCUUGUUCCCAUUCUGACAUUAACCAUUAGUCAAAAAUACUGGAAUUAGGGGAAAAAGAGUCAAUUUUUCUUUUAAAAAAUUCACUUUAUUUUAUAAUCACUUUGAAGACAGUUUCAAAACCCUACCCAGAGUUUCACAAAUAUUGAGUGUCCUCACAUUUAAAAUCUAUAUAUAACUAUAUGUCUUUGAUAUGUUUGAUGUCUAAAAUAGCAGAUUUGGAGGAGCUGCUAUAAAAUUAUUUUCCUCAGAUAAUUUUGUGACAUUUCUUAAUCUGUUGGCCAAACUAAAGAGAUCUAGAAUAACUAAAUAAAAAUACACAUUGGUUGGAUAUGUGUAACAAGACUGG